GAUGGUACUAGAUACUAGUAGUGUACAGAGAGAUUAAAGGAGGAAAGGUCAUGUCAAAACAACACAACAUGCUCCAAAUCUCUGAAAGGAGUCUGAGUAGGGAGGAAGGGAGAGAGCAGCAGAGGAGUAAUAAUAACAAGAACAAACAAACACACCCUCGCUCGCGCUCUGAUCAAUCACUCACUCAUUGCCCUCUCUCCCCUCCCCCUAUUUCUAUCUCUUUCUCUUUUUCUCUCUAAUUCACUCACUCACUCAUUGCCUGUGUUUGCUUUCUCUCCGUCUCCUUAGCCUCUGCUUCUGGGGGGACUUUCCCCUUCUCCCUCGCUGAUACCACCUCCCAUACACCACUCUCUCUCUCUAGCUAAGUGCAAGACUCACUCUCUCUGUACUACUCUCUCCUUUUCUUUGAUCAGUAGUACUCUCCCCCUACACCUCAGCCGCGCCUACUCAUCAUCAUCUUUAUAUGCUUAUUCUUUGCCAUUUGUUUCCGGCUAAGAAAUAGAGAAGAUAUAAAGAUCCCAAAAACGAAGAGAAACUUGCAUGAACCAGCAGCCCGGUAUCCUUUAUUAUAAUUAGUCUCGUAUCGUAUCACAUCAUACUCCCAGCAGGCACAAUAAGGAGAGAGGAGGCGUUCUUCUUUCAUUUUUGAUCGACUUUCAACAACCAAGAGGAGAAGGUGGAAAUGGCUUCUUCAUCAAAUUCUCCAUGUGCAGCCUGCAAAUUUCUGCGGCGCAAAUGUCAACCUGAAUGCGUAUUUGCCCCUUACUUCCCACCUGACCAGCCACAAAAAUUUUCCAAUGUCCAUAAAGUUUUCGGGGCAAGCAAUGUCACAAAACUUCUCAACGAAUUGCACCCUUCUCAGCGUGAAGAUGCUGUCAAUUCCUUGGCCUACGAGGCCGACAUGCGUCUCCGUGACCCGGUUUAUGGCUGUGUUGGGGUCAUUUCACUCCUUCAGCACCAACUUCGCCAGCUGCAGAUGGAUCUUAGCUGUGCAAAAUCUGAACUCUCCAAAUAUCAGAACUUGGGCAUCAAUGGCCAUGCUGGAUCACUAAUUGCGGCCGCAGCCGCUGCAGCUACAGCCACGGCAACAACGCAUCACCACCACCACCACCCACAAAAUCUGGGGAUUAAUUUGAUUGGAGCUGGAGGGGGAGGAUCUAGGGAUCACCACUACCACCACCAGUUUUUUUCUAGGGAUCAGCAACAGAUGAUGAGGAGCUUUGACUCGGGGAAUAACUAUGACGCAAGCCUUCUUGCUAUGAAUGUCUCUGCAAGUAUUGGGCAACUUAGUCAGUUCCAGCAACCAAGAGCCGCUACUGGAGAUGACCGCCGCACCAUCGACCCCUCUUAGGGUUUCUCUUCCACAGGGCUCCACAUUGAAGGGACUCACUCUUGAUCAUCAUCAUCAUAAAGAAAAACAACUAGAAAGUGAUGGGAAAUUCUAUCUCGAACGAAUUGAUACCCCUUUUUUAUAGAAAUUUUUGCUACUCGUGUCUAAGUUUAUAUAUAAAUGUGUCCCUCUCUCCUAGUUCAAACUUUCUUGUCAUUUUGUUAUUGGCCCUUGAAAGCAAGAUAUAUUUGCUUGCCAUGCCAAAAAUGUACUUACUUAGCUCUUCCAGUCUCACAGCAGCUAGCACCAUUAAUUUGCGGGGUUUUGUUUCUUACAACGUGCCAUGGCUGGCAGGCAUGCAUGGCCUAGUUUUUGUUUCUAUCCUUUGAACCUUUUCUAUUUAAACAGAGGCAGCCAUAUUAUAUAUUUGUAGUUUUAAUCA
This is a messenger RNA of Populus nigra (black poplar), 1772 nucleotides long. Its product is annotated as protein ASYMMETRIC LEAVES 2-like. The coding region runs from base 683 to 1351 and encodes 222 amino acids. NCBI's taxonomy places the organism in Eukaryota, Viridiplantae, Streptophyta, Magnoliopsida, Malpighiales, Salicaceae. The record is from RefSeq and is a predicted model, not a curated record. The transcript is spliced from 3 exons.